Malus domestica (apple) is the source of this 963-nucleotide messenger RNA. Lineage: Eukaryota; Viridiplantae; Streptophyta; Magnoliopsida; Rosales; Rosaceae. The record is from RefSeq and is a predicted model, not a curated record.
AUGGUGUUGGACCGCUCCGAUAUUUUACUCGAACCACGGCAAGAAACCCUUAAAAACAUCAUCGAUGAGGAGGGCUUAAAUCUCCACCACCUUCUCACCGACUACUUCGAAGCCAGCUUAGACGCCUGCCACAUAUGUGACGUGCUCCUGCAUAGCAUCCACCAAACCCGUGCCGAAAACCGACACACGAAGAAGCUCGUAUUAAAACUCAGCCAAAGAGUACACCUACUUUAUAAUGAUAAUAUCGACAUUACUGAUGAUGAACAAUGCCUGGAAAUUUUCGGGGAGCUUGGCACAUUUGCCCGAGCUAAAAAUCCGUUGUCGAUAAUCAGCCCUGGGCCGUUCCGUCACAUUCAUGAUAGCUACGUGGCGUUAUUCGAUAGGCUGAUUUUAAAGCACAAAAAGGUGCGAAGGGCCUCAAAGCGUAACAGAAUAUGCAAAAAGGUUGGAGGGGUUGGUCUGGUGGUGUCACAUACCGCGCUUUUGAUCACGUUGCUUGUGUUUGCAAUCCACAGCAUGAUUGGAAUCGUGGUGGCGCCGGCGCUCAUAGCCUGCUCGUUGGGUUUGUGCGCGAGAAAAAUGGACUCCGCAGCGGAGUGGUUGAAGACUAGGUUUCCCGAGAGCCACGGGCAGCAACUUGACGUGGCGGCGAAAGGGGUUUAUAUUUUGAUCAAUGAUUUCGAUACAAUGAGCCGGAUGGUGAGGCGGUUGUACGACGAGGUGGAGCACAGGAAAGCUGUCGCCAGAAUGUGUGUUAGCAGUGUGAGGAACAUAAUUAGUACUAAUAAUGGUGGAUCAUCUUCAAACUGUGACAUAUUUAAGAAGGUGGUGAGGGAAUUUCAUGCGAGUGAGGAUAGCUUUGUGGAGCAGCUAGAGGAGCUUGAAGAACAUAUUUACUUGUGCUUGCUCACCAUAAACAGGUCGAGAAGGCUUGUGAUACAAGAAAUAUUGGCAAAGACCUAA